Amphimedon queenslandica is the source of this 2265-nucleotide messenger RNA. Its product is annotated as heat shock 70 kDa protein 12A-like. Bases 607 to 2202 code for a protein of 531 amino acids. The record is from RefSeq and is a predicted model, not a curated record. Lineage: Eukaryota; Metazoa; Porifera; Demospongiae; Haplosclerida; Niphatidae. The transcript is spliced from 3 exons.
CGUAAGCCUUGGGUUCAGUUUGACCACCAUUUACAACCAGGCAAAGCAAGCUUAGGGGGUGUGGCCCAUACAAUGUUACCAACCCUUCCCUCUUUUCCCCCUUUGUUGGGGUGAUUUGCAGGGCUUAUUGUAUUUAUUGUAUAUAUUUUGUGUGUGCAUUUCAGGGCGAAUAGGAUAUUAAGUGUAAACAUGUUUUUUGUCAGCAUUAAGUACAUUCACCUCUACUAUUCACAGUUUAUUUUAAUUGCACUUAUAGUUAUGCUAUCAAUAGCGCUAUGCAUAAAAAGACCCAUAUAAGUAUUAUACAGCCCUAACAAUCAUAGCAUUUAGCUAUCAAAGGAACAAUUAGCACCACUGUCAAGAGCUGAGAAGAUACUGAAACCAUCUCCUGUGAAUGCUGUGAUACAGAGAAGCAAUUGCAUAGCAGCUAUUGACUUUGGAACAUCAUCACUAUCAGUAGCAUAUACCACUCCAACAACAAGAAGCGAUUUGCAAGUUCUGCCACUUCACAGUACACUGGAAAGGGUCCCAAACUCAAUACUAAUUACUAUAGACCAGGAGAACCAGCAGUACAAAGUCAUUGGGAUUGGACUUCAAGCACAGAAUAUGUAUAGUGAUAUAAAGAAAAAUGCCAACAACUUCAUUUAUUUUGAAAGAAUAAAGAGUUUACUAGAAAGAGAUAAAUUAGUAGAUUAUACAAAUGAGGUCUCUUCAUUCACUGGUGGAUCUUAUUAUCUUAUUGAAGUUAUAGCUUUUACACUAAAACAUCUCAUGGAGAAGCUACUGACUGAUCAUCUGAAAGGAGUCUACAAGUCAACUGAUUUUGAUUGGGUCAUUACUGUCCCUGCUAUAUGGAAAGCAAGAGCAAGAAGAAUGAUGAGAGAAGCUGCUUAUAUGGCUGGCCUGACUUCUGAUGGUCCUGGUAUAACUAAGUUCACUCCAGUUGGUUCUCCUUUACCACGUCCAGAGGAGGUUAAUCCUGAGAAGCUAUCAUUAGCUCUAGAACCAGAAGUAGCUGCUAUAUAUGCACAGCAUCAGUCAGAAGUAUCAGGAAUGCCUCCACAGAGAUAUAUGGUAGUUGAUAUAGGAGGAGGUACAGUUGAUAUUACUGUACAUGACAAGAGUAAUGGGAGAAAUAGUGUAGUAUUACCACCAAUGGGUAACACUUGGGGAGGAACAACCAUCAAUGAAGCAUUAUCAACAUUACUGGAAGAAAUAGCAAAAGACAAAGGUUUUGUGUCUUUUUUCAAGUCCAAUCCCACAAAUGCCAAAGCUACAUUAAAUAAGUUUUUCUACGAAGAGUUUGAAAAGCAUAAAAAAAUAUUUGGAGAUGCAACUGAAGGCAUUCAUGAAGUAGCACUGACGUUGCCACCAUCCUUUGUGAAAUUUUAUGGCAAUAAGAAACUUCGUCAAGCAAACAAGAUGAAUAUGCAUUAUGAUCCAGGAGAUAAUUCAUUAAGCAUAGGAUAUCAUCUAUUAGAAGAGAAGGUGUUCCAAUUAACAAUAGACAAGAUCAUAGAGUGUGUGACAGCAGCAUUUGAUGAGCUAACAGAUCAUAUUGAUACAAUUUAUCUAGUAGGAGGGUUUGGAGGGUGUAGGUUUGUUAGUCAAAAGAUAGAAGAAGGUAUUGCUCAGCAUCGUGGCAUGCUUUAUGAUAAUAUAGUGUGUCCUCAACAUUCAGAUCUUGCUGUUGUAUUAGGAGCAGUAAUGUGGAAGAAAGAUCCUAACAUAAUCCAAUCACGUGUUGCUGAUGCUACUUAUGGGACAAGUGUUACUUCUUUAUUUGAUCCAUCAUUACACGAUGAAUAUUACAAGUAUAUACACGAAGAUGGUAAUUUUGGUAAACAGUGUUGUAGUGAUAUUUUAAAAGUAUUUGUACUUAAAGGAGACAUUAUAAAGAAUGAAGUAUAUAAAGCUACAUUUAUACCUGGUUAUCAAAGUUACAAACAAGUUAAUAUCUCUAUAUAUUGUACAACAGAUGAUGGAGUUCAGUAUGUAAGGGAUAAGGAAGGUAAAACAACAGUACAUAAGAUUGGUAAACUGGUACUUGAUAUUCCUAACCCUGAUAAUAUACCAAGGGAGGAGAGAGAGUACGAUGUAUAUAUGGAUUUCAGUGGUACAGAGAUACAAGCAAGGGCUCAGUACAGUAUCACUGGAGAAGAAGUGAAAACAGUUUGUGACUUUUUAUCAAAACAUGACUGAUAACAAUAACUGUAGUUUAGAGUAUUAGUAUUAGUACUAAUAUAGACUUUUAUGUGCAUUUUG